AUGCUGCGCUCCAUUGUCUCCCUACCGCUUCUUGCGGCCACCGCGCUCGCCUAUCCCGCUGCGUCUUCGCAGCGCUUUGACUAUGUCAUUAUCGGUGGUGGUACCAGCGGUCUGGUCGUUGCCAACCGUCUUUCCGAGUUGAAGAAUGUUACCGUCGCUGUCAUUGAGGCCGGUGACUCUGUCUACGACAACGUCAACGUUACCAGCCCCUCUGGCUACGGAUUGGCCUUCGGCACCGAUAUCGACUACGCCUACCAGACUACUGCUCAGAAGUAUGGCGGCAACAAGACUCAGACCCUCCGUGCCGGCAAGGCUCUCGGCGGUACCAGCACCAUCAACGGCAUGGCUUACACCCGUGCUCAGGACGUUCAGAUCGACAUCUGGGAGCGUCUUGGCAACGACGGCUGGAACUGGAACAACCUUCUCAAGUACUACAAGAAGUCCGAGACUCUCCAGCCCCCCACCACCGUGCAGGUUGACGAUGGCGUCACCUACAUCCCUGAGCAGCACGGUACCUCUGGUCCUCUCAAGGUCGGCUGGAAGUCCGGCGGUGUCGAGAAGUCCUUCGUCGACGUCUUGAACCAGACCUACAAUGCCGUUGGCGUCCCUGCCCUGAAGGACAUUGCUGGUGGAGACAUGGUCGGCUGGAACAUCUACCCCGCCACCCUUGACACUGCUCUCCAGGUUCGCGACGAUGCUGCCCGCGCCUACUACUUCCCCUACCAGAACCGCACCAACUUCCGCGUCUUCUUGAACACCGAGGCUCAGAAGCUCGUCUGGGCUGAGGGAGCUGAGGCCACCGCCUCCGGAGUUCUCGUCAAGGACAAGACCGGUGCUACCCACACCGUCUAUGCCAACAAGGAGGUCAUUCUCUCUGCUGGUUCUCUCAGAUCUCCUCUCCUCCUGGAGCAGUCUGGCGUUGGAAACCAAGAGAUCCUGAAGGCCGCCGGCAUCCAGACUAAGGUCAACCUCCCCACCGUCGGUGAGAACCUCCAGGACCAGAUGAACAACGGCCUCGCCCAGACCAGCUCCAAGAACUUCACCGGUGUCACCACCUUCGUUGCCUACCCCAACGUCGACGACGUCUUCGCGAACCAGACCGCUUCUCUCGCCGCCAACAUCAAGACCCAGCUCUCCCAGUGGGCCGCCCAGGUCUCCGAGUACACCAACGGCGUCGUCACCAAGGAGCAGCUCGACAAGUUCUUCGACAUCCAGUACGACCUCAUCUUCACCGACAAGGUCCCCCUCGCUGAGAUCCUCAUCACCCCUGCUGGUUCUUCCUUCUCCACCGAGUACUGGGCUCUCCUUCCCUUCGCUCGCGGCAACAUCCACGUCACCGGCGCCAACUCCUCUGCUGCAAAGAUCAACCCCAACUACUUCAUGAUGGACUGGGACAUGACCGAGCAGAUUGGUACUGCCAAGUUCAUCCGCCAGCUGUACAAGACUGCUCCCCUGAGCCAGUACUUCGCUAGCGAGACUAAGCCUGGUUUGGCCACCAUUGCCGAGGACGCCUCUGACGAUGUUUGGUCCAAGUGGAUCCUUGAGAACUACCGCUCCAACUUCCACCCCGUCGGCACCACCGCCAUGAUGUCCAAGGAGCUGGGCGGUGUUGUCGAUGCCAACCUCAAGGUCUACGGCACCAGCAACGUCCGCGUUGUCGAUGCCGGUGUCCUGCCUUUCCAGGUUUGCGGCCACCUUGUGUCCACUCUCUACGCCAUUGCCGAGAAGGCCUCGGACAUCAUCAAGGCUUCCGCCUAG
Molecule: messenger RNA, 1758 nt
Organism: Colletotrichum chrysophilum
Lineage: Eukaryota; Fungi; Ascomycota; Sordariomycetes; Glomerellales; Glomerellaceae
Exons: 2
Coding region: 1-1758 (585 amino acids)
Molecular function (GO): oxidoreductase activity, acting on CH-OH group of donors; flavin adenine dinucleotide binding
Source: RefSeq, a predicted model, not a curated record